This is a messenger RNA of Acanthochromis polyacanthus (spiny chromis), 6341 nucleotides long. Its product is annotated as WD repeat-containing protein 37. Gene Ontology annotation, cellular component: preribosome, large subunit precursor. NCBI's taxonomy places the organism in Eukaryota, Metazoa, Chordata, Actinopteri, Pomacentridae. The transcript is spliced from 11 exons. The record is from RefSeq and is a predicted model, not a curated record. Gene Ontology annotation, molecular function: protein binding. The coding region runs from base 1455 to 2678 and encodes 407 amino acids.
GAACUAUUAAAGAUAAAAAACAGAAACUUUCACUGUUAUUUCUCAUCAUGUCACUGGUUUGGAGUCUGUACUGUUGGAUAAUUAGCUCAAAUAGUCUUUGGUCAUACUUGUGUUAUAAUAUGAAAAAACUAAAAACUAAGCCAUCAUGAGAAGUUCAUCUUUGAGCUCAUAUGAGCUAAACUCUGAUAAAUCAGAAGCCAGUCAGUGAUAUUUUCUGAUCCACGUGUAGCUGCAGGUCUCAGUAAUAUAAACACAGAGAAUACUUUAAUAUGAAGUAAAUGAAAAUAAGGGUGUUAUUGUUGCUUUUUCAUAACUGAUUGAGCAGGUCUGACAAGUUGUUCCCCAAAUGAAACCUUCUGGAGUUUGAAAAUGGUUUCAUAGCUUUAGAAUACAGGGUGCACCAAAAACACCUUGACACUUGAAUAUUCCCUCCUCUGCCUUCUAUGUGAAGUCAGUUCAUAAGUUGUCAUCUUUUAAUAAGGUCACGUAUCACCAGUGGUCACCUUGAUAAGGCAUAAAGCAACCGUACAGAUGGCCAAAACUAAAGCCGUUCCUGAUUUACUGGACUGACUGUGACAGCCAUAUCCAGACAGCUGGGGAUACCAAGACAGGCAGUUUAAAAUGUAAAGAAAAGCUGGAACUUACCGGGAGUGCUGACAGAAAACCUGGCUCCGGUAGGAAGAAAUCAGUCAGGGUGAAGUCCAUUAUAAACCAGGUCAAACAGAGGACACGGUCAAUGAGAAGGAUGGCUGCCGACCUCAAAGUCAGUAACACUUCCAUGAGAAGGCUAGUGAAAAAUGACACUGGACUAUUAAGAAAACCUGCCUCGCCUUCCGACGUCGUGUUGAGGCUGUGAUAAGAGCAAAGGGUGGAAAUAUUCAGCACUAGAUUGAUUUUACAUUACUUUAAACAUUGUACGUUAACUAAAUAAAAUAUAACUUUUGAUGAAUUUUUGUUAAUAAUUGAAAUGAAAGUGUUUUUGGUGCACCCUGUACAGUCAUAUCUCUUUUUAUGGUGCCUUUAGUAAUUCUCAGGGUGUUGUUGUUCGAACAUAAACCCGUUGAAAAGAACGUCCUGGCUAGCGGGCAACCUUUAAAGUAUCUGAUUUGUCGAUGUAAACUUUCACAGAUGCGUGUUAAACAUUUAUAAUUUAAAAGGCGUGAAGCUCAUCAGACGGUGGAGCAGAAACCCUGAUGAUGGAAACGAGAUGAGCCUGAAUCUAACCUCUGAAUGUUAACGUUAAAGUGUGAACCCAGAAAAGGUUUCCUGUGUGUCUUACUCAGUGAAUGUUAAAGAGAAGAACUGCUGUCUGUUUCACCUUUUCUGCUCGUAGCCACGUUCAAAUUCUUGCCAUGCCAGAGUAGGGGGAUCCCGCAACUUCAGCGUAACCAGCUGGGAGUUGUGGGGUGGAGACUCAUGGGUAACUUGUUGAUUUCUCCCCCUUGUGUGCCAAUAUGCAUGAACAGCCCAGCCAGGGGGUCGACACUCCCUCCCCUCGAGACUUGGUCGUUCACAUUUGGAACUUAUUUAGUGGUCUGUGUCCAAAACGAGCCAAGAGUCCCGUUUGUAUCAUCCCCAUCUUUAAUAUCGUGUCCAGUUUCAAAGCCACCACGUCCAGGGCGGUUUGCCAGCUGGUCAGGGAGUAUGUCGGCCACAGAGACGGCCUCUGGGACCUCAGCAUCACCAGGACCCAGCCCAUGGUCCUCGGUACAGCGUCUGCAGACCACUCUGCCAUGCUGUGGAGCAUCGAGACGGGAAAGUGCCUCCUCAAAUAUAUGGGCCACCAAGGAUCAGUCAACUCCAUCAAGUUCCACCCCACUGAGCAGAUGGCUCUGACAGCCUCAGGAGAUCAGACGGCUCACAUCUGGAGAUACAUGGUCCAGCUGCCCACUCCACAGCCGGUUGCUGACAUCAGCCAGACGCCCUGUGAAGACGACGUGGACUUCUCAGACAAAGACGAGGCCGACGGCGAGGCGGAGGGCCCCAACGACUGCCCCUCCAUCCGGGUGGCCACCACGGCGCUCCGCAGCCAUCAGGGCGUGGUGAUCGCUGCUGAUUGGCUGGUGGGGGGUAAACAGGUUGUGACGGCGUCGUGGGACCGAGCUGCCAAUUUGUACGACGUGGAGACUUCAGAGCUGGUCCACUCACUGACUGGCCAUGACCAGGAGCUGACCCACUGCUGCACCCAUCCCACCCAGCGCCUGGUGGUCACCUCGUCCAGAGACACCACCUUCAGGCUGUGGGACUUCAGAGACCCGUCCAUCCACUCCGUCAACGUCUUCCAGGGACACACAGACACGGUGACGUCUGCUGUGUUCACGGUCGGAGACAACGUGGUUUCUGGGAGCGACGAUCGAACCGUCAAAGUGUGGGACCUGAAGAACAUGAGGUCGCCCAUAGCAACCAUCCGAACCGACUCCGCUGUCAACAGGAUCAGCGUCUCGGUGAACCAGAAGAUCAUCGCCCUUCCUCACGACAAUCGGCAGGUCCGGCUGUUCGACAUGUCCGGAGUCCGACUGGCUCGACUCCCACGGAGCAACAGACAGGGUCACCGGCGGAUGGUUUGCUGCUCCGCCUGGUGUGAGGAGAACUCCACCUGCAACCUGUUCACCUGUGGCUUCGACCGGCAGGCCAUCGGCUGGAACAUCAACAUCCCCGUCCUGCUGCAGGAGAAAUGACGUCCUCACACCGCCACCUUCCAGAGAAACUCUGGUCUGUCUGGAGGAUCAGGCCCUCAGGUUUAAAAGGCGGCUGUAAAAAGUUUGACGACACACACUGACUUUUAGCAGCUGUCUUUUGAGCCUGCGGAGGGUUCGUUUGUCACUCGAUGGUUCCUGAGAUCAGGAAGUAGAAGAAGGAGUCACCGUCUGCUGCGUCUGUCGCUCUCUAAACCACCACCGGUAGUCACUAAGCACACUUUUGUGUUUCUGUCAUGGAGGAAAAAAAAGCACAGAGACAGAACUGAAGAUGUUGUUUUACCGAAAACAAACCACAUUUUACUGAUGCUAAAGAAUUAGAGAAAAAGUUCUGCACGUUCUGCUUGAUGCUGAUUGAAGCUGCAAAACUGCACAUCUGGUUCAUAAACUGCACAUCUGGUUCAUAAACUGCACAUCUGGUUCAUAAACUGCACAUCUGGUUCAUAAACUACACAUCUGGUUCAUAAACUACACAUCUGGUUCAUGUUUCAACAAAGCCACCACUUCCAUGCGGUCUCCUCUGGUUGGUUUGUGGAGUUCAGCUGUCUGUGGUUCACUUCCUUUUCUCUCUGAUUUCUAAACAUUGAGCAGUUUUCUGCUGCAGGACGUUCAGGUUUGAACCUCUAUGAGUUCCGUCCCUGUAGACCCUGUUUCAGGGGAGAGAAGAGUUCCUACUCCACAGGAGGAACUUGUGCGUCCCUGUAAACGUCUGCGUGAGUCUGAUUGGUUGAACUCAGAGAGGACAAACAUGGAAGGCUUUACUGUAAAACAGAACAGAUAGCUGGAGGUUGGGUAGCUCCUGGUUGUCGUCGUUUUGGUUCAGUCUGACUGGACGUCACGAUGGAAGCAGAAAAGUUAAUUUUAUAAAUGUUAACUCUCUCCAGUUCCCUGUUGAUGCGAAAUAAAAGCUGAAGAAAGAGAAUUAGAACCGUUUUCUGCAUCCAGAAAUAACAUUUCUAAACUGUUAGUCCAGCGUUAAACUGAACUUUAACUUCUCAAAGUUUUUCGUCUCUUCGGCACCUGAGAGUCUGUAACAUCCAUGAUACUGAACAAACUAAUGGUCCUAUCAGAGUCGCUGUUCUUUUGUGUUGACAGAUAAUCACAUUUUAGACGGAGGCUUUGCUCUGGUUAGUCACAGCUCUGAUCUGCAGACGGGCCUUUUGAAAAGCAACGAUUCCUGUUCCAGUUUCUGUUUUAGCUGCAGUAAAAAUAAGGUUUGCUGGACCUGUUGACACAUGAACUGAAGGAGUUUAGUGUUUGUGUUGUGUUUAAAGAAGAUCGUCCACAGAUAAUGAUCACCUCCACACGAACAGAAAAGAGACGAAACAUGGAGACCGUUGUAGAAGUGUUACGGCGUCUGGAGGUUUGCAGACAAAAAUCAAAUCACACGUUUUUAUUAAGCAUGUUUUAAAACCAGUUGAUCAAAGAAAAGAAAACAGGAUAAAAACUUUAAAAUUAGGUUGUAAAGUAAAAUAAAAUGUCCUCACAUUGUAGAGCAGUUUCUGCUCCAUCAUCUCUGAUUUUUAUUUCAGAAAAUAUGGAUGUUUAUGAAGAUAUCUGCCACGUUUUAGUUUGACUGUCCGUUGACUCACAUUCAGCAGGUUGUUUGAACAAUUAGAUAAAAACAAAAAACCUGAAAAUGUUUGUCUUGUUUCUCAUCAUGUCACUGGUUCAGAAUAAAUAUUUAGAUUUUUGUUUCUGUGACCUGCAGCUACAUGUGCUUCAGAAAAUAAAUAUCGGUAUUCAGAGGUUAGAGGUUAUUGUCCAACAUUACAGAUUCUGCAUCAGUGACACGAUGAGAAACAGCAGAGAAAGGUUCAUGUUCUUACCUUCAAUAGCUCCUCACAUAUUUAAUGUAUCUGUUAAAAAGUGUCAGAUACCAUUUUAGGUGAAAGAAGAAGUUUGGUUGAUCAGAGGAUCUCUGAUUGGCUGAGAUGGAAAAAAUAUGUGCAAAAAAAGAAACCAUGAAAGAAGUUAAUAUAAAAUACUAAAAGACAAAAACAGAGCUUCUGAAGUCAGAUAAAUAUAAAGUUCUUCACUGUUCACUAAGUAAGCUUCAUGGUGUAAUGAAUAAAAAAGGCUGAAGACGAGCUUCAGGAAGCGUAGAGGCGUGUCAAUCCUGCUGUCAUAUGAUUGUAAAAGAGACUUUUUCUCGUUUUUCGCGGCGCCCUUUAGUCCUUGGUGUUGUGGGGAUUCUGUCUUUGUCCCGUUUGUUCCGGUAUCUUAAAAACCAAACUUGGGUUGUAGCUGUGAGGAGCGUUUUCCUGCUUAGCUUUCCCAGCGUUCCCACUGCCACCAGCACAGCGGGACGCUCCGUAGUGUUCGCUGAUGUAAAGACAGUAAACAAGCACAGCUGGUUUCACGCCGUUAGCCUGCUUUAGUGGAGCGUUCGCUGGCUUGUAUUAAAGUGUACGUUUGUGUACACGCACAGCUUCUACGUAUGUGUUUGUGGUCACACUUUACUGCUGCCUUUAGCAAACCUGAAAAUAAAAAAAACAAGUAAAGAUGAUUAGAGGCCGGUCAGAGGGCGAAGCGUUGGCCUGCUCUAACACUUGUACCAUAUAAAUGUAAUAUAUGUGAAGAACGUGUGGCUGCAGCGGUUUUAUUAGCAUUUAUAACUGGAUGACAUGUUGUUUUGUGUUCAACCACUUUCUGGCUUCGUGAUGGAUGUCAUCAGUUUUUACGUCCACAUAGAGCUGGGCUCAUCUUCUCAUUUAUUCCAGGGACCAAAAAUCCAAACUUCUUCUUCUGUUUUAAAAUUACCGGAAGUAAUUAAUAUUCUGUGUGUGGUUUGUUGUUUUCAGUAUUUAUAUUUAAAAACAUUUUACAGAACCAUUAGGAUCUGCAGGAGAACAGAGGUUUAGAUGGUGUAACUGAACUCCUUAAAAUCUGAAAGAAAGUUCCCUCAGACCUCCUCAGAACAUCUGGUUCUUCAUCUCCAGCAGCUUCAUCACUGAUCAGAGUUCUACCUUCAUACUGGAAUAUUUCAGAGUUCCAUAGAGGUGGUCCACAUUUAUCACCUUUUAAUGGACUUUUUCCAUCAUUUCUGAGCCUCAGAACUUCAUCAGUCCAGCAGAUAGAACCAUGACAUUUAGGAGGAGAAACAUCUGAGUUCUGGUAGAAACUGACACCAGAUCAGUUUAAAUCCAUCCAGGAUCUGUCUGAACACUGGAUCUGGUUUCUGUUCAUUUCCUCUGUAGCCAACUGUGAUCAUCAGUAUUAUGGGAUGUAUCCUGGUGACCAUCAGUAUUAUGGGAUGGAUCGUAGUUUUACAAAGAAAGACCUAAACGCGUCUUUUAUUUUGAAACCCUGGUCUAAAUGAGAAGACGUCUGGUUUGUGUGAAUGUUUGCUCUUUGUCUCCUUCUGAAGCAGCUUUCUCUGCCCUCCACUGCGUUUUCUACCAACACUGAGCCGCUCUGUUCAUGAUCCACCGGUUUCUAGUGAAUGUUCUGGUCGUGGCUGAGCGUCUGAAGCCUGUCGGUCUGUGGCUCCGUGGUGUUAUCGGUGCUUUGUGUGGUCGAUGUAGAGCAAACAGCUCCGUUCUCCCAAAACAGAAAACUCCACCACAGUUUGGUGGAUCAUCGCUGUAACGAGGAACAGACGAGGGCUUGUGGAAUUCAAAUAAACCACUUGUGCUGUUUGGA